CAACUUAUUCACUUUGUUUCAGUAUUCUGCGGUGGAUACGAAUCCCCUUAGUAUUUAUAUGAUGCAUCCAUUUUGGAACCAUAUUGUCAAGUAUUGUCCUAUGUGGCUGGCACCUAACAUGCUAACUUUUGUUGGCUUUCUUAUGAUGGCAUUUGCUUGUUUCCUACUAUCCUACUAUGAUUAUCAUUAUUGGGCCUCAUCUGGGAACCUUGGUACUGUGCCUAUUCCAGCAUGGGUCUUCCUAGCUGUUAGCAUACUUAUAUUUGUUUCAUAUACACUCGAUGGUAUCGAUGGUAAGCAGGCAAGGCGGACUGGUACCUGUGGCCCAUUGGGAGAACUGUUUGAUCAUGGUUUGGACUCAUGGACUGCUGUUCUCAUUCCAGUUUGCCUUUAUAGUAUCUUCAGUAGGUCAGAACCCAGCAUACAACCUUUCAGAUUUUAUAUGAUAUGCUGGAACGUAUUCCUCACUUUUUAUACAACUCAUUGGGAAAAAUACUUGACUGGUAUCUUAUUUCUUCCAUGGGGCUAUGAUUUGUCCAUGCUGGGUACUACCGUUCUUUUUGCUGUUACAUUCUUUACUGGUCAUGAGGGCUGGAAAGUAACAGUGUUUGAAGGAAUUUCUACAGGACGAUUAAUUGAAAUACUGUUUUAUCUGACAUCAUUUCUAGCAACACUACCUGUGUCCAUGUGCAACAUAUACAGAUCAUACAGGGAUGGAAGUGGUAAAAACCUACCACUACCUGAGGCUAUCCGACCAUUGGUCCCAGUUGGCGCUUUGUUGAUAUUAUCAGUUACCUGGGUCUUAUUUUCUCGUAAUGAUAUCAUCUCUUCUCACCCUAGAGCAUUUUACCUCAUGACUGGAACCGUUUUUUCCAAUAUUACUUGCCGCUUAGUUGUCAGCCAGAUGUCCAGGACCAGAUGUUUUGCUUGGAAUUCCUUAUUGACAAUUGAGGCCUUAGCAUUUGCUAUAUCUGUGCUAGUACCAAAGACUGAACUUGUCACUCUCUACUUUCUUUGGCUAGUUUCAACAUUAGCUCACAUACAUUAUGGAACAUGUGUAGUCAGGCAAAUGUGUCGUCAUUUCAGGAUAAAAUGCUUCAAGAUUACCAAAAGAGAAGAGUGA
This is a messenger RNA of Nezara viridula (southern green stink bug), 1123 nucleotides long. The record is from the annotation of a GenBank genome assembly. NCBI's taxonomy places the organism in Eukaryota, Metazoa, Arthropoda, Insecta, Hemiptera, Pentatomidae.